Porites evermanni is the source of this 19710-nucleotide messenger RNA. The record is from the annotation of a GenBank genome assembly. Lineage: Eukaryota; Metazoa; Cnidaria; Anthozoa; Scleractinia; Poritidae.
AUGGCGUCUCUUUCUCCGAAGUUAGAUUCAAUUUUCAAGUAAGUUUUAGAUCCUUUUUCUGUUUGGGCGUAUUACUGUUUGAAUAGAAAGAUAUUUGUGACUCUAUUAAGUUCCGUACCACUGUCUCUUGAUUUUAAAUUGGUCUAUUUCCUCCUUUGCAGGUAUGUGGAUCAGCACCAGGUACUGUGAAAGCUCAAUGAGACUUGAAUGAAAGGUGUAAUAAAUUAAUGUUCAUCGUUUUAUGUUCGGACAGUCUAAUCUACAACACAACCACCGCGGGUCUUUUGAAUAAUAUUUUAUCUUCGUAGGCCUUUUGAAAUUAAAAUUAAGCUUACAGUAAACUGAUGAUGAAAUAAUUUAUGCAAAUAAGGAGAACUCUAAAUAUUAAAGAAUGUUAAAAUAAGCUACCCUUUUUUUCCACAUUGCAUUCCCUUAGUACGGUUGAUCUAGUUGUGGAGAUUUUUCAGUUAAUAAGACGCUGUCCUUUCAUAAAUCCAACCCCCCAAAAGUGUUUGAUUGCCCCACAAAAAGACUCAGCCCAGCAAAAUUAAAAAAAAAUCCCCCACCCUCACACUCAAACCCUGUUUGGGAAAUUUUUGCAUUAAGGUGGGGCACUUUGACACCGUUCGAUCUGUUAUGGUGUUUUACUGAUUAUUUUAUAAAGCUGUAUUGCAAAAGGAUAUAGGAGAUGCUAAUCUAGCGUACAUUGGGGUAAACUUGCAUGAGAAUGUAGCCAGGAAUGGCAAAAUGGUAUACCUGCCAACUUUUUCUAAGUCAAAUACAAGCUAAUACAUGGGAUUUUUGUCUUGUUAUGACUGGGAUUGCCAAAAAUGUCCCAGUGACUUCCGAAGAUUUCCUACUUCUAAAGUGUUCCAAGCCUGAAAUGUUGCUGAAAGUGUCUGAUCAUGAAGAUCUUCUGACAAUCUUUGAGCACUUCUGAAGCUAUAAUUAAAAAAUUAGUGUACAUUGUGAUACAUUUCAGACACAAAGUCAACAUUAAGAGCCUUUUUUGGAAUAUUUCCCAAGAAACUGAAUGAAUUUUCAUCAUUAAAUACCAUGUGGCACGAAAUUUUUGCGAGUUCUAGUUUUUACUGUUUUUCCAGUGAUCUGCAAUUAUAUGUUCCCGCAAAUAAAAAUUACCGCAAACAUUUUUCCUGCAAAAAUUUCCUCCAGAGUAAAUAUUCUCUUACUUAAAUUCGCUACACAAAAGUAUAAUACUAAGAAAUUGUGUCUGUUCAAUCACAACUUGUCAAAAACAACGUAAUACUGGUUUAUUGUUUCAAAAUCUGUAUUUCUUUCUUUCUUCACGUACUCAAUAAAAAUGAAACUAUUAUCGAUGCUGGAUGCUGGGUACUUUCUGAAAAUUGCAAAAAUUAAUUCCUAGCAAGAAAAACCAAUCUGUCCUAAUCGAAAAAAUUAGUUCGCGCAAAACACAAAAAAAUCCCCAAUCUGCUGAAAUAAACUCCUGCAAAAAUUUCGUGCCACGCGGUAAGUCCUUUUUUAAAAAGCAGUUCAUCCUGAUUUGUGAGUCAGGUGAGAGAAUUUGCCCUUUAUGCAUGAGAUAGAUGUCUUGAGUCCACAGGCGUGAGGCCUAUGCAUAAUACAUGAGAGUUGGCAGAUAUAACAUGGAUCAUAGAUUUAACAAAAAUGUAAAAUAUGUACAACUCAAUUCGCACGUAAGCCAUCAGAGCAAUGAUGUUUGUACACAACCUUCCACCAAGAGAAUCAUAAUGCACACCUACUGUAUAGGACUAUACUGCAGAGAAAAUUGACCAAUCAGGUUACAGCUGGAAACUACAGAAAUGAUAUUCCAAGAAAUUGUUUAAGCUAAUCAACAGCUCGUAGAAAGCAGCUUGGUUACAAAAAUCACACUGUCAAUUUCCUGGAGUCAUGCAUUGUGAAGAACAUGACUCUCCAUCAGUUUUUUUUCCCUCUUAUUCUUAUAGGACCUUUAUGUGAAAAGGCUCAGUGAUGCUGUUGCAAUCCAAAGUGUUUCAGCUUGGACUGAAGAAAAGUACAGGAAUGAAAUUGUCAAGAUGGUCAAUCAUGUGAAAGAUGUACGGUGUUUGCAUUUUAUACUUUAUUAUUCAUGGCUGGGUUUAAUUAAUGUAAUCAAUCAUCACCUCCAUGGAAAAACCCAUAAUCUGAUGAACUAAAAAAAAUGUUUAUGUACGUGCAUAAGAAUUUGUUUUAAGUAUAAUAUUAUUUCCCUUCCAUCCAAAACAUCAUCAUACACUGUAUGUUCAGAUGGAGAGAUUGCGCCAAACAUGUGAACAUAUAUACAUGAAAAGGUUACGGUAAUAAUAUUUUCCUUUCUUUACGGAAGGUGAAAGGUGUUCUCUGUGUGUUUCAGUGCCAGGAAAUAAAUUCAGUCUUGUGAGGUAAAUUUAGAGCAGCUGCUAAGUGUUUUUGUUUAUUAUGGACUGGCUGGAAUCCUUAGAGUUUUGGAGCUAUUAAAUUUUCUUGGCAUAAUCAUGCUGAUUGCUUUCAUUUCGUGAACUUGUUGGUGUUAGCUUCCAGUUGACUCCAUUUUGAUGGUUUUAUUAGUUUUUCCAAAAUGUGUUAAUUAUAUUAAUUGGUUGACGGGGGCAAGGGGGGGGGGAGAUUAUCUGGAAUCAAUAUUAAAUGUGGUGUGAAAUGGCACAUUUUGAUAUGCUGUCUCAUCAGUGAACUGAAGAAAUGAUUAUUAGAGUCAUCAAAGUUUAACUUGCAGCAAUAUUUAUACUGUCUUGUUAACAGGAAGUAAUACGUCUGGGAGGAGAGGCUGAGUUAGCUGAACUUGGACCUCAAAAAGGUACUGACAACCUUCAACUCCCUCCUGUUCUGUUGGGGACACUAGGAAGUGAUCCUGCUAAGAAAACUGUAAGUUUAUCACAGUAAAAGACACAAAAUGCAGUUGCAAAAAGAAAACCUGAAAAAAUUUAGGCUUGCCGAGGAACCCUGACCUUUGAUAUCAGUGCCGUGCUGAUCUGACUAAUUGAGCUAGCAAGGCAGCUGAGAGCUGGUCAGGGCCACCCAAUGACUUUUUUCUGUAAAAUAACUGCUCGAAGGAGCAAAUAGUGCCUAGAAAUUUCUAAAGUUCGAGAAAGGCUAAAAACUUCUGGAUAGCCGUUCCAGUCAGCUAACAUAUUUGGAGUUUUUCUACUUUGUUACAAUCUACGAUUUUUGAAAGUUUUGUUCUUCACAUUUUAUUACCAAGCUACUGGGAGUAUUGUUCAUGAUUGCUAAAAAAGCAUCUCCUGAAAAUUUUGGUAUAAAGACAAAGCACCCCUAGAAGUUUCUUAUCAUAGUACGGCUACUCCAUUUCCUUGAACUUUCAAUCGGACCUAUCAGGAUAGGUAACAGUUUUGAAUGAGAUGAAAAAACCACCUAGAACUUUCGAAACGGCCAAAGUUCCCCUAAGACAGCUGAACAGAUAAAUAGUUUUUAACCAAACAAGCCUCUAAAACACAGAGAAAACCAUUUGAGAUGCUUGCGAAGUAUUAUUGGAAACAUUCAGUCAUAUGUGACCCUGGCUGGUCAUUUAUUUGGCAUGUACCCGGGAAAGAUGAAAAAACAAUUAAAGCCUGAAAUAAUUUAGGCUUACCAACAAGCCUAAAGGGCUAUGUUGAAACAGUGAGAUUCAGAAUCAUGAUAUCAUGACUAUUACUAAAAACUGGCUUAAUUUACCUGAGGAUGGAUAUAUUACCCUUGACAUAAUUAUUCAAGGACAAUCCCAAACAUGUAUUAUUUUUUAAAAAUGAAAAAAAAAAAUUGCUAAAAAUUAUCAUUUAUGAGUGCAAUGAAAGUAUUUAUGAAAGUAUUUCUGGUUGUCCAUAAAUGAAGACAGUAAACUUGAAAACUUUAUCAUGUUAUGUUAUUGUCAGUGUCUAAAAUAACUUAUAUUAACAGUUAUAAAAAAUAUGCUAAUCAAUCCCAUUAAUUUACUUCUUCUAGUUGUGUAUUUAUGGACAUCUUGAUGUUCAACCAGCAAAACUGGUAAGAUAUUUUAAUUAAAAUUAAGAGGGCAGAGAUUCACAGUAUGGAUUCUGUUUAAGGCUGGGCAAGCAACCACUAUCAUAACUGGAACCUAGAUAACUGUCUUUCAAUAAUAUCUUGUGAAUGUGCAGUAAGAUAUUGUCUAUCUAGCUAACUGUCAGAUUUUUUAACAUACAGCCCUAUUGCAUUGGGGAAUAGAAGGGAGACACAAUAUUUUUUUUAGCUCUGCCUUUGCUUAAACAGUCAGGUAGUUGCAGCUUACACCCUCAGCUCUAGAAUUAGAAAUACCCAUGGCAUUAUAUAUAACUCAAUCCAUGUUAAACAAGGCAAUGGUAUUGGCCGACCCAUUUGAAUUUUACAACCAACCCAGGUCAAGCAUAGCUCCCAAGAUCUCAUUAAUGAAUUUAUUACUGGUGUUCUAUUAAAUUUGAAUCCAUUGGUAGUUGUAGAUUUCAGAUUCAUCUCUGCAUUUCUGCAUGCGUAGUAAGCAGUGAAUUCAGGGGCACCCAAUGUCAAUCUUCAGAAAAUAUCUGUUUUGAAGACGAUUUGAGAUCGAGAAUUUUCAGAACAUUUGUUGUAAAAUUUCUUGCUUGCCCGCCUCUCCUAGGAUUUUCGAACAUCUAAAAAAUGGUAUAAUUGCCCAUUUUUAACGGAUUUUUACCCUAAAAAGGUCAUCUAGAAUUUUUGGGAACCUUUUUUCUCGCUGAAAGUUUCAAAAAGGUAAGUUUUGAUCCCUAUAAUUUUCAGAUCACUAGUCCUUCAGCUAGGAAAUUCGAACAGAUGAAAAAUUCUUAGAGGAUAAAAAUAUGCCUAUAUCUGCUGUUUAAAUACUAAAAUACGUUUAACAAUGCUAUGUUUAAGUGGUUUUGAACUAUUUUCUUGUUGGGUGCCCCUGGUGAAUUCACAUGUGAAACUCAACAGUGGUCAAGCUUUCGUCAAAGUAAUUCAGUUGGAAAUUAAUAUUUUGAUCUUUUGACAGCAUGUACAUGUAGCUCAAUGUAAUUUGGUUUUAAGAAAUUUUUCAAUACUGGGAAAAAAUCAUGCCAGCCAUGCCUUAAUAUCCUCUUAAUGUAACAAUGGAAUAACACAAGUUGAAGUUUCAUAUUAAUUUUAUUGUAGGAUGAUGGAUGGGAUACAAAACCUUUUGUGUUGACAGAAGUUGACGGCAAGUUAUAUGGCAGAGGAUCUACAGAUGAUAAGGUAACUCAUGCAUGGGCUUCACAGAUUUAUAGGGAAAAAAAUUUAAUAUUAUAAGUUUCCAGGGUUAUUAAAGGGGAAACAAAAGGUAAAUUCGAGACUUUGCAAGACUGGGAGACCCUGGUUUCAAAAUUCAAGACUGAAACUUAAGUGUUGUUAUCAAUUCCGAGCCCAAGACUUUACUUCUAAAUAAUCCGAGCUGGAGACUCAAAGUGCUGAAGAUUUCAUGAUAAUGGUACAAAUAAAGCUAAAUAAAAUGACCGAAAAUGCCAAUGGAAGCUAGCGGAAGCCCACCAAUAUACCACUUUGUCUUCUUUUACUGUUUUAUUAAUCUCCUAGCUCAGUUCGAUAAGCUGUAUCCACAAACUCUGAAAAAUUUAACUCCUGAAGACCAAAUGGAAAGAAAAAACAACAAAUCUGAGACCAGUCUACAGGCAAAAAAGGAAUUUGUGAUGCCAAGAUGCAAAAAUCAACCUAAAAUGAGACUUUGAGACCCUCCAAACAUUCCUCCGAGAUUUCGAGAUCGGCCCAAAAUUUUCUGAGACCCACAUUUUUCAAGGUAUCACUCUAUACCCCAGUAUACAUUUGGGUUAUUAUUUUCAUCCUAGGCAAAGGUAAAGAAGGAAUCAAGCCAAAGGUCCAAGCGGCCGGAGCUUAUCCCAGGUCUCUUAACAAUGAGCUUGCUUAGGAGAAUUGCUAUUUCCCCCUGGAUGGUGUAUGCCAGACCAUCGCAAGGUCACCUCCCCCCCCCCCCCCCCCCCCCCCCCCCCCCCCCCCCCCCACCCCCCCCCCCCCUCCCCCUCCCCCCCCGCCCCAAAGCAACAACCACAAUCGCGUCGUUCUGACGAAAAAACCAAAACCACCCACACAACCCACAUCGACCCCCAACCCCCAUUUUUUUUCCAAGACCCCUUUUUACCCCCCCGGGAAAGGGGGCCAAAAAAAAUAAAUUUUCUUUUCUAAAGAAAAAAAGCAAAAAACCCCACGCUUGAACCCAAAGCCCCCCAAUUUGGGGUUUAAGGGGUUUACCCCCCCCCCCCACCAUCCCCCCCCUUUUUCUUUUUUUUUUAUUUUUAACUUUUUUUUUUUUUUUUGGGGUAUUGUGUUUUAUAUUUAUNGUGUGAAGAAUUAGGCCCAGUUCAGAUGCCGAACUUUUCAUGAGCUGAACCUAAUUCGAAUUAAGGCGUACCCAAAUUAUUUAGACCAACUGAAGUGAUUUAGAUGCCAAUCUUAAUUCCUGCUGAACUAAAUUCAAAGGAGAAAAAUAAAAUGCUCAUUUUGGUCCAACUACUUACAAAAUACAUUAUAAUAAUUUAUGCAUUAGGUUCGGUACAUGAAAAGUUCGGUGUCUAAAUCAAAGGCAUUCCAAAGUCGCUCUAAAGGUGAAAUUCCGAGCCGGGCCAGGCAAAAAGAAUGCCUGAACCGUUCCAAAUUGAAAAAGGCAUUCCUUACUGAUUCAGAUGCCAAACUUUUCAUGUACUUAAUUCAAUGUAUUAGGUUCAGCUCAUGAAAAGUUUGGCAUCUGAACUGGGCCUUAGUUGUCAAAAAGUAUGCAGUAUCUUGUUUCCAGGAAGUCAUAUUAAGUGACACAAAAGGUCUAUUAAUUAUGCAGAAAAUUUUGCAAGUCAAAUUCGACCUACAAUUUUGUGACUUCAUCACACGUUGCUGGUGAUAGGCAAGCAAAGGGUAAAAAGGAAUAUUUAUACUUUUUUAAUUAACAAUUAUUAUUAUUUUAAAAAAUUGACCUAUCUCCUUCUAAUAACUGCAUGGUCAGAAGCAACAUCUUAAGGUACGGAUGAAAGUUGAGUUACAUGUUUUUGUCUCUCACUUCGUACAACAUACAAUCCGCAACAAAAUUAGUUGAGAUACUUUGCCCUAAAGGGCCUCUCUAAGGUUUAACCACCCCCUCCAUGCAAUGCUGUGCUGCUGUUUGAGCUACCUGUAGAAAACAACAAACCCCCGAACUUUAAAUGCAGGGGAGGGGGAGGGGUAUUGAUUGUUUUGUUCUUCCAAACUUACCCCAUUAUGUUGUCACCGAUUGUGGCAAGUUUAUCUUGUUUUAGACAGGUUGAGACAUAAAAACGAAUUUGUUGGCUAAUUUGUUUUUUGCAGUUUGUCUUUGAAGGGAUGGAGGAAUCAGGCAGUGAGGGCUUAGAUGAGCUGAUCUAUGCUAAGAAAGAUACCUUCUUCAAGGUUUGUUUUAGUUAAGCCCAGUUCAAACGUCAAAUUUUUCAUGUACUGUACUUAAUACCUAGUUAGGUCGACCCAGAUUGUAUAGGUUUGACAGCUGAUUCGGACUUAAUUACUUGGACUCAAUUCAUUUUCAUGAUGUAAAAUGAUGUACAUUGCUUGCCAGUGAAAAUAAAUUUUUAAAUUUAUGCAGAGGGUUGUAUGGGCACAUGAGAAGUUUGAUGUUUGAAUCAAAGUCCCUCCACAGCUGAAAUUCUAAUAUGGGUUACUUGAUUGUCAAUCAUGGGUCGACCCAAAUAAGAUAUGUCGAACCUCAUUCACGAUUUAAACAUUGAUCUCUUAAUGUACUUAAUAGGAGGGAUUAGGUGUGGUACAUGAAAAGUUCGACAUUUGAACUCAGGGCCUUACUGAAGUUGGAAAAAUCUUUAAAAGAAUUUUAUAAUUAUUAUAAUAUAUGUGGAAUUAUGGAGUAAUUUGAUACAUUUGAUUUUCUUUUUUCAGAAUGUUGAUUAUGUGUGUAUAUCUGACAAUUAUUGGCUUGGCAAAAGAAAACCUUGCAUCACCUAUGGUUUGCGGUAAGACAACUAUUAAUAGCACAUAUCCACCUUUUGACUACUCAUUGGGGCUAGUAUGAAAAGCAUGAAUUUUGGUGUCAGAGUUGAGAGAGCUUAGAGUCGGUUGUUUAAUGGAAUAAGAUCUGAAGAACAUUCACAUGCAAGAAAGUCUUGCAUCACUUAAAUGGCUUGGACAGAAGAAAUAUAUAAGACAGAACAUUACAUAACAGAAUUAUCCACGGCUUGAACAACUGUGGCCAGUAUGAAAAGCGUGGGUGUUGGUGUCAGAGAGAUUAGAUUAAAUGAUGCAAUUAGAUCUAAAAAUCAUGUUGUCAUUGUCAAACUGUAGUUUUACAUUGAGCACUAAUGAAGAAGAGAUGUAUUUUCUAUCCACAGAGGAAUCUGCUAUUUCAAUAUCGAGGUUUCUUGUGCAUCAAAGGAUCUACAUUCUGGUGUUUUUGGUGGCACCGUGUAAGUGGUAACUUAAUUUUAAACCGUUUCAUUUCCAAGAUUGCCCUGCAUCUCUAUGCUGCAAAUCUGACACUCCUACCGGUUGGCUAUGAAAACUGAAAUAGAUUUUAUUGUACAUACAUUAGAGUGCAAAGCUAGCUGGUAGGGUCAGAGUGCAGGUUGGAGUGCUAUUUGGUGGCAGAGAUGCAGCAUGUCUUGAAAAGCUAUGGUGCUAGAGAUUUUUUCUUUGUUUCAAGGGAAAAAUAAUCCCUUCCUGCAGCAACUCUUUAGCCAAAACAAAAACUUUCCUUGAAAUACAUUGUGUAAAGCACUUUUGUGGGCAUAAUUCCAUGCCAAAUUCUCACAGGUUAUCCUUGAGGCUGAAAUUGCUACCCUUAGAAUACUUCUUAAAAUAUUUCUCUGUACACAUGCAGACAUGAGGCCAUGUCAGACCUUAUUUACCUGCUGGAUCAGUUAGUAGACCUGAAAGGUAAUAUAAUCAUCCCAGAAGUCAACAGAGAUGUGGCUCCUUUAACUGAUGACGAGAGAGCAACUUACACAGACAUUGAUUUUGACAAAGUGAGUAAUGAGUUUAUAGGAUUUGUUGGAUCGUUUAUUUGCUAACAAACUCCCUAUCAACCGUUUUAUGUCUUACUUGUUUGUAAACCUGUCAUUGUAUCAUUCAGCACAAUUAAAGCAAAAAAUUUUUUUUGAAGUUUUUGGUUUGUGGUAGGAGAAGCGUUUGAAGUGUCAACAUAAAUAGCAAUAAUUGCCCACGGCUAGCCCGAGAAAAUAGCUGACAUUUCGCGAUGUCAGGACUGGUUUCCCCAUGAAAUGGCGUCUAAUUGCUUUAACCAGUCUAGCCUGUUCCAGGCUCUUAGAUAGUGGGGAAAACUAUCUUGGAGCGCUGAAACAGGCUACAACCAAUCAGAAGCGCUGCCAAGAUAAGUGCAGUGACGAGUCAUCAGUAUGGAUGAGUAUGGAGUUUCUCUCGUUCCUCAGACAUGAUUUCGCGGGAAAACCAGUUGUGGCGUUGGGAAAUGUCAGCUGUUUUUUGGGGGCUAGGUUACAGCAGGCAAGUGCUAGUAUGCUAAGAUCGCUUAUUCAACACACGUACUAGCCUGCGUAGCAAACGUUUCUGUCAUUUCAUUUAUCGCGCGCGCGGCCAAAACCGAAAAUCCCGUUCCUCUGUCUUUCUUAGCUCCAAAUCCAAACGGAAACGCUUGCUAUGCAGGCAACACACAUACUUGAAAGUUACAUUCAGAAGAAACUGUUUGUGCAUAAUUAGGAAACAAAAAUGAUAUUAAAACUUUCGUCUGAAGGCCAUUGUUAAAAGAAAUCCUCUACUAUCUUGGAAUAGCGAACCCUUGUUUGAAUUUCUCCCAAAGAAAUGUCUUGGAUGGUUUGGUAUGUGAUUUUCAACAUCCAAACGACUCUUGUUACGCUAUCAUCACAGGAGUGUAACGAUAGUAAGCUGGCCUAAAAAACUUGAACUUUUUCAAAGUUUUCCGGGCGGUUUUCUUUGGCGCUCAUAUGUUCAGAGAGAAUCUCAUAAGAUUAGAGAUAACUUAAAGGAGCUUUACUAGUACAUUUGUUUAUUUGUCUGUUUGUUAUUUUUAGCAGGAAGAGACCCACUCCGUGAUUCUGUACUUUUCUCAAACCUAACCUGUUCGAGGCGUUUAAGUAAUGGAGAGUCAAAACAGGUCCCUGCAAAUUGUGAUACUUGUGAUGACAAAUAUUGUUUACAAACAUUUUGUUUCUUAGGAGGAGUACCGGGAAGACAUUGGUCACAACAAACUGAUCCACGAUACAAAGGAGGAAGUAUUAAUGCACCGCUGGCGAUACCCCUCUCUUUCCAUUCAUGGUAUGCCUUACUAUAAUUUAUAAAAUAAUUUUCUGCCGGUUACUAAUUUCACUGCUCAAGAAACAGGUUCUCUCCACCUUGUGAAGUAAAAUGUUUGUCUGACUGAUUAGCUUGGAUGGUCAAUAAUAAUUGGAGAACAAAACAUUGUGCACCCGUCUUCUCUCCCCUCUCCUCCAUAAACAAGUUCAAAAAGAGGAAGAAAAUUUCGUCGUGGCUUGUUUACCUCUUCCAUAAAAAAAGUAGGCGGCGUCAGUUUUCAAGUCAUGUCGUGCAGUGGCGCCGCGCAAGGAAAUGUACAAAAAAGUUUGCUUCAAGUGCAAAGUUGUUGUUUUUUUAUUAAACCUAUUGCUAUUUCGAAAGUCGUUGCCGUCGCUGUCGUCGGAUCUUAAGGUCCCUAAUAAUAUCCACUCUUACCAUCUCUCGCACUGGAAGUUGAAAACCAUUGAGGUGGUCAGACACUAAUUAGCUUCAGCAGUCGCCCAUCGAAAAGGCCCACAGCAACAACAACCGCAAAGAAAACCUUUUCUUUGUUUUCUUUAUUCAGGCAUUGAAGGUGCCUUCUAUGAACCUGGUUCGAAAACAGUCAUUCCCAGAAAGGUGCGUAUGUGUUGCUUUUGUGCUUGUUUACGAUAUUCCAAUCAGGUGGUCAAUACUUGGCUGACUGCGUCAGGUAAAAAUUAGACUUGUUUGGAUUCAUCAAUUCGGUAAAUUUAAACUAUGAGCAAAAUUUUUAAACUUGAAAUCCGGAUCUCUGAAGUUGAAAACUGAUAAAAGCUUUCGACCUCAACCGAAGUCUUGUUCACUUCUGCGUCAGAAGGUGUUGUGCUGGCGCAGACGUGAACUUAAGAUGUCAGUGGAGGUCGAAAGCUUUUAUCAGUUUUCAACUUUAUCCGGAUUUUCAUUUUAAAAAUUUCCCUCAGAUAAAAAUUAGUUAAGCUUGGAUACCAUUGCUACGAUUGACGACUACGUGAAUCAGUUUAAAAAAAGCCUUUGAGCCACAUAUGCAGUCAACUGCCUUUUUACUUCCUUUUUAGUGGUCUAUAUGUACGUCAGCGAUCGCAAAGAUCGCAAAGUCGAUCUUUAAUAUAUAAAAUUAUUUGGUGUGAAGUUUUCACUGAAAAAAGUUGUUGAUCCACAUGUGCAGGCACUGUCAUUCACACUUUUUCAUUUUUUCAGGCUUAAAGAACGACAAAUAAACAUCGGGCGAAUCGACUUACGUCUGGGCGAAAAAACUAUCGGGCGAAUCGGCUUACGUCCGGGCGAAACGCCCUGGUACCACUUCAAGGACGACAAAUACAGUACACAUUGGGCGAAUCGCCUUAAGUCCGGACGAACUGCCGCUGGGUGAAUCGACCUUUGGGCCAAACGAACUGAUACCGAUCAAAUUAUUUUGUGCUACAAUCGCCCCCCCCCCCCCCCCCCCNAGUUUCUGUUGAAACUAACGCCUUCAUUUGUUCUAGGUGAUUGGCAAGUUUUCAAUCCGUUUAGUACCUAAUAUGACACCUGAAACCGUCAAGGAACAAGUUUUCAAGUAUAUCAAGGAACUUCAUGAAAAAAGAGGAAGCCCAAAUACUCUAAAGUAAGUAAUAAGCCUUUAAAAUUUUGUGAAAGAAUUUCAAGAAAUUCUGGCCGCUGUUUUAUGGAGGAUGAGCUGUGAAAACAGCUUAGCUUGUAACACACUUGUUUCACACUAGGGAAAUUUUAUCAUUUUGUUAGCUACCUUUAUCGCUUUACAAUUGCCUCGGCCGCUUUCUUAUAUUUAGCGAAAUCAGUCAUAUGGCGUUGCGAGUUAUUGACGCCUGUUCAUGAACUUGCAACGCAAGAAUUGUGCAGGAAAUUGUCCGCGCAUCCACGUUACACGGCAUCAACUUUGAACGCAACACCGUUGCGCUGAGGUCGUUGUUGCGAAUCUUUCUCUGUGGCAUCAUCUUUAGCCUGACAUAUCUUAACAAUUUCGAGCAGAAUUAAACGCAAAAACCAGUUUGAUUAACCAGUUCAUUCUUUUAUUGAUUGACUGUAGUCGGUAGAGUUUUUAUUUUUAUUUGGGUCUUGAAGCAAGGAUCCUUCCGAGCGUUGCUUUCGCUGCUUAGAAGGGCUCUCCGGAAAAUAUCCAGAAGUAAGGGGAAAAAAAUAAUGUAGGCGGCAGCGUGUUGGUGGAAAGGUGCUUUAUGUUGGGGGUAGGUGUGGAAAUAGGGAUCACCCCCUCCCCUUCCAUAGAAGGUAUCUGGGGGCCUGGUAACAAUUUAGAAUUGUGAGCCCUGAAAAGUGAAUUUGAGUGCAUUUAGCGCGACCAGGGAAAUAAUUUUAGCCAUGAGGAUAGCAUCUUUAUUUACCCACAUUUGGUUAUACUUUAAAUCUUGUUUCCUUUCAUCCAGCGAAAUGUGCGAAACAAAUGCGAUAAAUUUUUUAUCCUCAGUCUCCUCAAAAAAGAAAAACAUAUAUAUUUUUCUGUAAAUGGUGGCGCUUCUUCUUCCUUUAUUCAGCUUUAUGACUAGACGACGAUAUUAGACAGUGGCCGGAACUUUUGGAGAACCCCUUUAAAUCACACAAGCACUGAAUGUGCGGACUAAACAUGUUUCAUAAACUAUCUUAGCAAUUUAGGCAAAUUGUUAAAGUUCUCAACUGUCAAAAUGUUAUUCAUCACCAACUUUGUCAGAUAUGGGUUUUGCUGCAACAGGUACUCCACGUUAGAAAGCCGGCCUGUGUUGUUAAUGAAGCAUUUUUAUGCUUCGAGGGUGAACACAGCACAAGUGUACAUUUAAUGGCGACGGGGGGGACAUACCAAUACUCGGGAAUCUGGAGCAAUCUGGUGAGGUCGCUGCGUUUGCGUAGUGGCUUAUUGGGCUUAAGAACUUGGUUUAGUGUAUUCUAAACGAAGGCCAAUUACCGUGCAAUUUUCAAACUUCACAUCGCCCGUUUCACUGGUAUUAUCACAAAUAGCAGGGAAAUAGGUAUUUCAGUAAAAGAUUUAAUCGUGGUGUUGUUCCGAGUUACUCUUGCCAGCUCCAGGAGUUUAAGGCCGGAACAGAAUACUAACCGACAUUUUUCUGGUUUGGUCGCUUGUCGCUUGUAUUCAACGAGAUUUUAUCGCUUCCCUUCAAGAUUUAGCAAUUUUAAAAACACAUUUUAUUUGGUUAUAGUUUUGUAUCUGAGAAAACUGGAAAACUGCGAUAAGGUUUUUUAUUCGAUUACAAACUGAGUUUAGCAGCAUAGACGAGAAUUAACUCAAAUCUAUAAAAUUCGCUCUGAUCGUUGCGUAAAUAAGACCCUUAAACUUGAAAAAUGUGGGUGUUACACACGAUGGUACAAACAGGCUUACAGCGACCUUAUCAGUCUGUGGUCUGAUGAAAAAUUUGGAGUAUUUGCGAGAACCCAGUAGGUCUCCAGUUGUUCGAAAAAACUACUGAAUUGGUUAUAAUAAACAACCGCCACCCAACAGGAAGCGCGUCGUGUGACUGUUUUUCCCGCCAAAAAAGGAACAUACAAGACCUCGCCACGUAACAGGGCGAGGGAACAGGGAAAUACAUUGAGUGAUCUGAGAGUGUUCGCGGCAAUUCGAUCACAGUUGAUGUACGUGACCUGACACCGUGCGUGACGCACUUUUAGGGUCAGCUUACACCACAGCGGUCCACCGUGGGUUAGCGACAUCAACCACGUCAAUUAUCAAGCUGCUAGAAGAGCUUUAACAACUGGUUAGUAACUGUUACAGUCUUUUUUUUUUUCGCUAACGUAACUAGUGCGAUGCAGGAAGCAUGGCAAGCAACCUGUCCAACUUAACUUUUUCCCGCCAUUCUGUACAAUGGAGAAGAGAAGUGAUGACGUCACAAAAAUCAAAUUGGGAAAUUAUGGGAUUAGUUGGCAUAUUCAGUAAGAACAAGAUUGUUGUUUUUGUUUUGUUGUUUUUGUUGUUGUUGUUUUUUAAUUUCAAUUACUAUAAUUAUUCAAUUACUAUAAUUAUCACAUAGCAUACAUACACACACUGACUACAUGCCUAAACACACAUGCAAUAAUAUAAUCACCAUAUCAGCCUAUUUAGGUGCUAUGCCUAUAUUAUUUAACAAGUGCUAUAGUGCUUUUCGAAAACAGAAGAAACUAAAUAAACUACUUAGAAAGUUCACUUGUAUGAUAAUUUUUGUAGUUAUAGGAGAAAUAAAUUACAUUACAAAGUCCACUUGUCCAUUAGUUUUUGUAAACUCUAACUAUUUAACAAUCAUUCCUCGAGCCCGAAUGGGCUCUGAGUCAAUAGCCUGUAAGGCCGAAGGCCGAAUGGGCUAUUGACUCAGAGGCCAUGAGGGCGAGAGGAAUAAUUGUUUUAGUAAAAUCCAACUAGUUGGUAAAAAAUAUCGAGACAAAACAACUUUAGCUAGCAAAGUGCGAUUUAGCCGUCAUUGUUUUGGUUUUCAAAGCCGGCGCUUUUCGCUACUACAGAACGCAGCAUUGAUAAUAAUCUAACUAUCCUAUCCUGCUGAAUUGUUGUAUCGUGUUGCUUAUCGCUUUGUAUUUCCUUUCAUUAGUUCAUGGCGUGCAGCCAGACAUGACUCGUGAUGGGUGUAGCAUCCCUGUGACAUUAGCCCUGCAGAAUGCAAUGCAAAAGAACAUUGUUCUCCUUCCAAUCGGCGCGUGUGAUGAUGGAGCGCACUCCCAGAACGAGAAAAUUAACAUUGUAAAUUACGUUCAAGGGGUAAGUUUUGCUCGUCUUCUGCUCAUGAAAACAAUUUUAUCAAUGCUUCCGCAUGUUGGAAGUCACACAGGAGAGAUAGCGUCGCGGCACAUCAGUUGAGGGAAAUGUUCGCUGAUGCUCUGAUACUCUUUAAUUCGUGCAAUGCAAGACGUUUUCCAAAUUGCUGAAAGCAAGUGAAAAAUAUAAUUCCUUAUUUUCUUCUUUUUCUUUUGUAGACUAAAGCUUUGGUUGCGUACUUGGAAGAACUGGGCCAACUUGCUGACCCGAAGUAGACAUCAAUUUUUAGGGUCCAGUUUGAAGAAGGGCACGACAUUGAAUUGUUUUUUUAAUAUUUGUUUGGUUUUCGUUGAUCACACCUAGGCUCUCUCCAUGGUCUAUGGUUUGCUAAAUUCACUUUAUUGUCGAGGCAUAAUUGUUUACUCUUUCUAUCUUUACCUGCUCCCCUUUUUGUGUAACAUGGGGACUCCUAGCAAGUAUUUUCAACUGUGUCUGUAUUGUGCCUUGUAUCGUUUUGUGAUUUCUGUUGGCGUCAAAGUCUUAGUAGUCUCCUACUCUUCCGUUCUUCGUGUCGACUCGAAACUUUCCUCCUCAAGCUACAUAAAACGAACAACAUGUGUUGUAACACUGCCGCAUAGCUAGUCGAAUACCGAUGUAUUUUCCUCCUCAAGCUACGUUAAAACGAACAACAUGUGUUGGAACAUUGCUGCAAAACGAGUCGAAUGGCGAUGUUGUACGUUUUACCACUCACGAGUCAGGUAGGGGUGUUGAAAGUUGCGUGAAUACUAAAUUCUGAUUGGAUAAAAUUACGCGGGAGUCACUCCAUACACGGGAGUUAGGUCACUUGCUGCAAAACAAGUUUGCCUUGGGUCGCUAAAACGCGCAACAUGUACAGCAAAAUGUAGAACUCCUCUCUACUUUCUGCAACAGGCUUUCGCAGCCUGCAACAACCUGAACGUGGCUGUAGUAUCAUAUUAGGCUGAUUUAGCAACAGAACGGGAACGUCAGUCGACGGCGGCGGGCGCAAAUCAAGCAACUGACUUGACCAAUGGCUGAGCGGCAAACUGAGCACCGGAAGCAGAGUUUAGUCCUUUUCGCGCGCUUUGCUGUCGUCAAAUGACGUUCACGUUCUGUUGCUAAAUCAGCCCAAUGAUACAGCACAGAUCACUUUCACUCACGUGGUCAGCAACUUUUUUAAAGAAAAGAAAUUUUUUACGCGAGGAGAAAAGAGUCCAACCCAAGUCCCAGAGGAUUUUUGGGUUUACCAACAUGGCCGCUGUUUCAUUCUUUUCAGUGGUACAUUAGUAGGGAGCUUAAGCAACGACGACAGCGACGGCAACGAGGACGGCGAAGUUCAUUGAAAAUCCUUAUCUAACUGAUCUCACUGUAACUCAUAAUAUAUAGAAUAUUUUUUUUAUUAAAAGUGAACUUAUAAACUCAUGGCGACAGCUGUUUAAUUACAUCCCCGAUAUUGAAUCAGCCGUGUGCGUGAUGCAGCAUUGUUAACACGAUCUUCAAAAGAGCGGGUGAGACGACGCGACUGUCAUAGUGUCACAGGUCCUAGCUUGUGUUCAGAGGUGCUGGCCAAUUUUUUCGCGGGAAUCUCGUUAUGUGAGCUUCCGCUCGUCGUUUUUUAACUUUCUCGGUUCACGGGCAGGGUCCGAGUACACGUAGGCUAUAUGUGACCAGUUGUUGUACAGCAAGAAAGUCAACGGAGAGAGAAACUUGCCGCAUUUUACCUGAUUACCAUGCACUAAAAAGCGUCCAUCUGCAAAAUUUAACUCGCUCAAGAAAUUUAGUGUCUCAUGUUCACAAGGGAAUGGUAGCAAUCAUUUUUCUUUUUAUUGGAAUUGUAAUAUAGCAUAUUUUAUUUUAUUUUAACUUAUUUUCUCGAAUAUAUUAGCUCUACAGCUACUCUGUAAAUUUCGAGUAUAAAUAAAGUAUAAGUAUGUAUGUAUGAUUGUCGCAAAACAAAUUCCUCUCACGAGCCGACUGUUGAUUGUGAAUUUUUUUUUCUUUUCUUUUUUGGAUCGCCUGCUUGUCACUGAAUGGAGACGUCUCUCUCAUUUAUUCACUAGGCAUAUAAUUCAUUGCGCAUAUGUCACUUAUAGAAGCAGUAUGCUGGAUGUUUGUCGCGUGAACCAAGUACCUCCAACAAUUCUCCAUUGACUCAGUGGUAGAACAUCUGGACUAGUAACCAGAGCCCACUUGUUCGAAGGCCGAUUGGCGCUUAAGCCAGGGGUAAAUUUAACCCGGGUGUCUAUUUCUUUUGUUCAAAAGCAUUUUCUCGGAUGAUUUUCUCUUUUAUUUUUAAGAGCAUCCAAUCAUGAACUUGUUGACAAAAAGGAAUAAAACUGAAAUUACUUCAUAAGCUUCCAUAUCUGAAUUCAAAUUUCGCACUAACCCUGGGUUAUCUUAACCUAGCCGUGAACAAUUCGGCCCUGAAGGUCAUAUGCUUUCGAAUCGCCUUUGUCACUAACAUUUUGCGUCUUUCCUUUCAGCGUGACAAUGGGACAUGGAGGUCGGCCAUGGGUGAGUGAUUACAACCAUGCUAACUACCAAGCAGCCAGGAGAGCACUCAAAACAGGUUCGUCUUAGGCCCCGUUGAUUUGGAGAAAACAUGUCUUGGUAGAAGGGUCAUUCACCUACCCGAGUUACCCUGGGCGAGACAACUUUUCGUACAUUUCCGUGCAAAACUCGGAGAAGCGUUACAUAAGAAACAAGAAGUUGGCUCGGCUAGAAGGGUGGCUCGGUUAUGAAAAUACUGUAGCAUGGCAGAAAGGAAGGAAGGGAAGAAGGAGUCAUGGAUGAGAGGACAACAGACGUGCCCUCUUUACAAUAUAUAUUAACAUGUGAACAGUAAGCUCGGACGUCAGUAUACAAAGGCGUUACUGGCAGCCGCCUCGGUCCAUUUAUGAGCUUACUGUACCCACCCAACCCAUGAUGUGAAUGAUGUGGUGUGUGAAGCUUGACCACACUACCUAGUCUACGUCCCCUACUCUUUUCGAACAGUGGUGUGGGUUCUUUUACGUCCCAUAAGAACCAGAUAAGUGUAAGUGCUGUGAGAUGGGACCUACCUACUGUAUUCUUCUCUUCUUUACUGCAGUAUUUGGAACUGACCCCGACAUGACCCGUGAAGGUGGAAGCAUCCCCGUGACUUUAACUUUGCAGGAAGCCACUGAAAAGAAUGUUGUGCUUCUGCCAUUGGGUGCAUGCGAUGAUGGCGCGCACUCGCAGAACGAGAAGAUGGAUCGAAAGAACUACAUAGAGGGAGUGAGUAUCUUUGUGUUUUUCAAUGACGACAUGCUUUAUAUCUCUUAAAACCAUUUCUAAGAUAUCUGUACAUGCCAGUUUGUACGGUAAAUGCUAACUCGGUUUAAAAUCCCAAGUGGUAGGUCGAAACCAGUUGGUGACCCCCUCCCCUUUUGUAGGACCUUUCUUUUGAAAAUAAGUCUUUGUUUAUCAGCAGUUGGUGACCCCCUCCCCUCCUCCCUUAUUCUUGAAUGAUAGAUUGUUGCUGGCGAGCCUUAUGCGAGACAGCACACUAUUCUCUACAAUAGCGGUAAAAACCCAAAUUUGUCGGAUGUAAGAUCAGAAACGUGCGCAGUCGAUUGGUUUUCUUAUCAUCUGGGGUAUACUCCUGUGCGAUGACAUCACGUAAAACGCACGUGGACGAGAUCGCAGAGAAAUUUCGAGUAAAUUUUCAGCGAACAAGCAGAUUAUAAACGAGUCGAGCGUUAAGUAAUUGCUUUUUAUUUUAUUUUCUAGGUAUCUUAAAACCAAGGCCUCGUUUUUCGUGAAAAAAUUCCGAGAUAGCUCGAGGCAACAAGUUGCUCAAUAUAGUGGAACCUCGAUAUAACGAACCGCUCUCUAUAACGAAGUCCUCGGUAUAAUGACCAAUUUUGUUGACCCCAAUAAUAGCUCACUUCGGAAAAGAGUGAUAGCCUGGGACUCAAACUAAGCGCGAACGCAAGUAUGGGAUUGUUUGGUGGGACAAGUCGAGCAAGUCACCUUGAAUUAUGACGAGACAUGCAAGAUGUUGUGUGGCUUUGUGCACAAAUAACUUCAGGAACUCCCCUGGUCUAGCAUUUUAUAGAAUACCAAAGGCAAGACGUUUCCAGCGAGAAUAUCAGCAGAAUGUGUACAUUUUCUUCGGGGCGCUAAUUUAAAGCUGUUUCACUGUGCAUAAUUCUGGUUUUUCUCAAGGUGAAAUUACCCGAGGAACAUAUUCCUUCAGCUUUAGCUGUUUUAACCCUGCUAAAACAUUCCACUUCGCUUUCCGCUAUGUUUGUUUACAUUCGCUUUCCCCCAAAUAAUCCCAUAAAUGCGCGCGCGCCUAGUUUCGGUUCCAAGCUAUCACUCUUUCCCGAAGUGAGCUAUAGUAAAGUAUAUGAAAAAGAACCUGGAUAUAACGAAACCUCGUUUUAGCGAACAAAUUUUGCCAGUCCCUUGGCACUUGGUUAUGUCCAGGCUCCACUGCAGAGGGUUGCCUAUUAAUACAGCCUUGACUGUACAACAAAAUAAUGGGUACUUCUAGAUCAUUUAAUAAUUCGACAAGAACGGCUGCUUUGCAGAAGUAAUAGUUGUCGACUGUUAAAUUUUUAUCCAGUUGAUAACCACAAGUUUUACAAGUGAUUGAAGCAUCUUAGCACCACGCGAUAGCUUUUUUGCUUUUUUCACGUGUGAAGCCGCUGUAUUGCAUUAUUUUCUGGUGACUGAAACUUCGCUGUUUCUCUUCUUUUUACCAACAGACUAAAGUUUUGGCCGCUUAUAUGGAAGAAGUGGCCAAGAUCCAGUAG